AUGCAGCUGGACAGGUUCAUUCCCAAUCGCUCUGCGAUGGAUUUUGACUAUGCACAUUACAUGCUCAGUGGUGGCAAGGUUAAAAAGGAACACGUUGGAGUAAAUUCUUCAUCUUACUUGAAGCUGUUAGCACAAGAACUCAACAUGAACAGAACGAGAAUCCUUGCUUUUAAGAAUAAACCUCCACCUUCGGCUGAGAGAGUUUCCGAAUCUCCAUCACAUAUUCAACAGUCAAAAGCCGUUAAAAAGCGGAGAUACAUUCCCCAAGUGAGUUUACUGUCGUUUCUGUUUUUUGCGCUAACUCUACUUAUUGUAUUCGUACUGGGGAGCAGUAAUGUUAUUGCCAUUGGGUUAGGGAAUUCUGUAUAUCUGUGGGAUGCUUUUGAUGGGUCGACUACUGAGCUUCUCACGGUUGGUGAUGAUUUUGGGCCGGUGACUAGCGUCAGCUGGUCACCUGAUGGAAGACACCUUGCAGUUGCCUUGAAUAAUUCGCAUGUUCAGUUGUGGGACACCUUGCAGGGGUCUAGCCAAUUGGUAAGUGGUUUCUUUCGCCGUCUUCCUUCUUCUAGUCUAAUUAUUAUCACAAGUCUAACAUCUUUCUUUCUACACAGCUGA
Messenger RNA from Capsicum annuum, 615 nucleotides. RefSeq names its product cell division cycle 20.1, cofactor of APC complex-like. NCBI's taxonomy places the organism in Eukaryota, Viridiplantae, Streptophyta, Magnoliopsida, Solanales, Solanaceae. Bases 1 to 615 code for a protein of 204 amino acids. The record is from RefSeq and is a predicted model, not a curated record. Gene Ontology annotation, molecular function: protein binding; anaphase-promoting complex binding; ubiquitin ligase activator activity. Gene Ontology annotation, cellular component: anaphase-promoting complex. The transcript has 2 exons. Gene Ontology annotation, biological process: positive regulation of ubiquitin protein ligase activity; positive regulation of anaphase-promoting complex-dependent catabolic process; anaphase-promoting complex-dependent catabolic process.